Neofelis nebulosa (Clouded leopard) is the source of this 10929-nucleotide messenger RNA. It is a transcript of the gene ANKRD12, whose product is annotated as ankyrin repeat domain 12. Gene Ontology annotation, molecular function: protein binding. NCBI's taxonomy places the organism in Eukaryota, Metazoa, Chordata, Mammalia, Carnivora, Felidae. The transcript is spliced from 13 exons. Bases 379 to 6561 code for a protein of 2060 amino acids. Gene Ontology annotation, cellular component: nucleoplasm. The record is from RefSeq and is a predicted model, not a curated record.
CGCAGCCAAUCGCCGGGCGGCGCUGUCCUGGGAGCGAGGAGGCUGUGGUGAGAGACGGACGGAGACCGGAGAUGUUUUCAAGCCCGGCCUCCGCGGCGUUCGUGGCGGUUGCAGCGGCGACGAAGACAACGACAGCGACGGCAACACCGAGGCACUCGUUCAGGGGGUAAACCCUCCUGCGCCGUUAGUGCCUUGGGUCCGUGAGGGUGAGGGGGGCGUGGCGACAGGCGAGGAGGAAGGAGGGGCGCGGUUUCGAGCCCCGUACCCGGCGCCUGGGAGGAGACCCCUCAGUUCUGCGCUGCUCCCGUCUCCCCUCAUCACAGCAAGAUCCAGGAUGAGAAGACUGACAAAAGAAGAAGCUAGCUGAACAGCUAUAAGAUGCCCAAAUCUGGGUUCACAAAACCAGUUCAGAGUGAAAAUUCUGACAGUGACAGCAAUAUGGUAGAAAAACCAUAUGGAAGAAAGAGUAAAGACAAGAUUGCAUCAUACAGUAAAACUCCAAAAAUUGACCGAAGUGAUGUGGGCAAGGAGAUGAAAGAGAAAUCGUCCAUGAAACGUAAACUUCCUUUUACCAUUAGCCCAUCAAGAAAUGAAGAACGAGAUUCAGACACAGAUUCAGAUCCAGGACAUACAAGUGAAAAUUGGGGGGAGAGACUUAUAUCUUCUUACAGGACAUACUCAGAGAAAGAAGGUCCAGAAAAGAAGAAAACAAAAAAGGAAGCUGGAAAUAAGAAGUCCACGCCAGUUAGCAUUCUUUUUGGUUAUCCACUCUCUGAGCGGAAGCAGAUGGCACUCCUUAUGCAGAUGACAGCAAGAGACAACAGUCCAGAUUCCACACCAAAUCAUCCAUCACAAACGACACCAGCCCAGAAGAAAACUCCCAGUUCCUCAUCUCGACAAAAAGACAAAGUUAAUAAAAGAAAUGAACGUGGUGAAACUCCUUUACACAUGGCAGCUAUUCGAGGAGAUGUGAAACAAGUCAAAGAAUUAAUAAGUUUAGGGGCAAAUGUGAAUGUGAAAGAUUUUGCAGGUUGGACACCAUUGCAUGAAGCUUGCAACGUUGGAUAUUAUGAUGUUGCUAAGAUACUUAUAGCAGCUGGAGCAGAUGUUAACACACAAGGAUUAGAUGAUGACACUCCACUCCAUGAUUCUGCUAGUAGUGGGCACAGAGAUAUAGUCAAACUGUUACUUCGUCAUGGUGGAAAUCCAUUUCAAGCUAAUAAGCACGGGGAGCGCCCAGUGGAUGUAGCAGAGACAGAGGAGUUGGAAUUGCUGCUAAAAAGAGAGGUGCCUUUGUCUGAUGAUGAUGAAAGUUAUACAGAUUCUGAAGAGGCUCGGUCUGUAAAUCCUUCCAGUGUUGAUGAAAACAUUGACUCUGAGACAGAGAAAGACUCUCUCCUCUGUGAAAGUAAACAGAUAAUUCCCAGCAAAGCACCUCUUCCAUCUGCUCUUGAUGAAUAUGAGUUCAAAGAUGAUGAUGAUGAAGAAAUAAAUAAAAUGAUUGAUGACAGGCAUAUUCUUAGAAAAGAGCUACGGAAAGAGAAUGAAGGUGAAGUAGAAAAGAAUAGCUUAUUUGCAAAACAGGAGAAAGCUUUCUAUCCUAAAUCAUUUAAAAGUAAAAAACAAAAGCCAUCUAGAGUUUUGUAUUCAAGUUCUGAAAGUUCAGAUGAAGAAAUUCUUCAGAAUAAAAAGGUUUCUGCUCCAUCUUCUGUCCCUGAAACAUCAAAUUCUGAUACACAAACCAAAAAGGAAUAUGGAGUUUCAAAUGAACACAAACAGAAAGGCAAAGUUAAAAGAAAAUUAAAGAAUCAGAACAAAAAUAAAGAGAACCAAGAGCUGAAGCAAGAAAAAGAGGGAAAAGAAAAUACCAGAGUAACAAACUUGACAGUUAAUACUGCACUCGAUUGUUCAGAAAAGACCAGAGAAGAGGGGAAUUUUAGGAAAUCUUUUAGCCCAAAAGAUGAUACUUCGUUACAUUUAUUUCAUAUUUCCACUGGUAAAUCUCCUAAACAUUCUUGUGGACUAAGUGAAAAGCAGUCAACACCACUAAAACAAGAACAUACUAAAACAUGUUUAUCACCAGGAAGUUCUGAAAUGUCAUUACAGCCUGAUCUUAUCCGGUAUGAUAACACAGAAUCUGAAUUCUUGCCAGAAAGUUCAAGUGUAAAAUCUUGUAAGCAUAAGGAAAAAAAUAAACAUCAGAAAGAUUUCCACUUAGAAUUUGGUGAAAAGUCAAAUGCCAAAGUAAAAGAUGAAGAUCAUAGUCCAACAUUUGAAAAUUCAGACUGCACACUGAAAAAAAUGGAUAAAGAGGGUAAAACAUUAAAAAAGCAUAAAUUGAAACACAAAGAAAGGGAAAAAGAAAAGCAUAAAAAAGAAAUUGAAAGUGAAAAGGAAAAAUACAAAAAUAGAGAUAGUGCUAAAGAGCUGCAGCGGAGUGUAGAAUUUGAUAGAGAAUUUUGGAAAGAGAAUUUUUUUAAAAGUGAUGAAACUGAAGAUCUGUUUUUAAAUAUGGAACAUGAGUCCCUAACAUUGGAAAAAAAAUCAAAGUUGGAAAAAAGCAUAAAAGAUGAUAAAUCAACCAAGGAAAAGCAUGUUUCAAAAGAGAGGAAUUUUAAAGAAGAACGAGAGAAGAUUAAAAAGGAAAAUGAAAAAUCUUUUAGGGAGGAAAAAAUAAAAGACUUAAAGGAAGAAAGAGAGACUGUACCCAUAGAUAAAGAAACAGAAUUCAGUUCUUUAGGAACAAAUGCCAUUGAAGAAUCUAUAGGGUUACAUUCAAUGGAAAAGGAAAUAGAGAUUGAAAAACAAGAAAAGCAUGUAAAAGAAAGGGAAAAAUCAGAAAAGCGGUUUCAAACUAAAGAAAAGGAUGUUGAAAGAAAAAAUUCUGAAAAAGAGAAGAAGAUCAAGCAUGAGCAUAAGUCAGAGAAAGAUAAAUUAGAUCUUAGUGACUGUGUUGACAGAAUAAAAGAAAAAGACAAGCUAUAUUCACAUCACAUAGAGAAAUGCCAUAAAGAAGGUGAAAAGAUAAAAAAUAUUACCACUAUUAAAAAAGCUGACGAUAGAGAGAAAAGUAGAGAAAAGAUGGACAGAAAACAUGACAAAGAAAAACCUGAAAAAGAGAGGCAUCUAGCAGAAAGCAAAGAAAAGCACUUGAUGGAAAAAAAAAACAAACAAUCAGACAACAGUGACUAUACUAAAUCAGAAAAAAGCAAAAAUAAAGAAAAAGACAGGGAGGUAGAUAAAAAGGAAAAAUCUAGAGAUAAAGAAAGUGUAAAUACAACUAACUCCAAACACUUCCAGGAAGAGAAGAAGUCAAGUAUGGCAGACAGCAGUAAAGCACAACAUGAGAAAACUUUAUCCCUUAAAGAAAAAACAAAAGAUGAGCCUUUGAAAACCCCUGAUGGAAAAGAAAAAGAUAAAAAAGAUAAAGAUAUAGACAGAUACAAAGAACGAGACAAGCACAAAGAUAAAAUUCAACUAAAUAGUUUAUUCAAACUAAAAUCUGAAGCAGAUAAACCUAAACUUAAGUCAUCACCAGCAUCAAAAGAUACUCGACCUAAAGAAAAGAGGUUAGUGAAUGAUGAUUUAAUGCAGACAAGUUUUGAACGAAUGCUAAGCCUUAAAGACCUAGAAAUAGAGCAGUGGCACAAAAAACAUAAGGAAAAAAUUAAGCAGAAAGAAAAGGAGCGGUUGAGAAAUCGGAAUUGUUUAGAACUUAAAGUAAAAGAUAAAGAAAAAACAAAGCAUGUACUAGCUGAGUCUAAAAAUAAAGAACUUACUAGGUCAAAGAGUUCAGAGUUGACUGAUGCUUAUACCAAGGAGAAACAGUCUAAAGAUGCUGUAAGUAACAGAUCACAAUCUGUUGAUGCCAAAAAUAUCAUGAAUUUAGGGAAGUCCUCUUUUGUUUCAGAUAAUAUCUUAAACAGAUCUCCUAGAUCAGAAAGUGAAAAACCAGGUCUCAGCUCUAGAUCUGUAUCCAUGAUUUCGGUUGCUAGCUCAGAAGAUUCCUGCCAUACUACAGUGACAACCCCCAGGCCUCCAAUUGAGUAUGACUCUGACUUUAUGUUGGAGGGUUCCGAUUCCCAAAUGUCCUUUUCCCAGUCACCUUUUUUGCCAAUUGCCAAAUCUCCUGCCCUUCAUGAAAGGGAAUUAGAUAGCUUGGCCGAACUGCCAGAGCGGAUUAAGCCACCAUUUACAAGCAGACUUCCGACAUCCCAUCUCCGAUCAUCUUCUGUAGAAGAUGUCAAACUAGUGAUAAAUGAGGGGAGACCAGCUGUAGAAGUUCGAAGGUGUAGCAUGCCAUCAGUCAUUUGUGAACAUACAAAACAAUUCCAAACAGUAUCAGAAGAAAACAAUCAAGGUGGCUUAGCUGUGCCAAGAGAUAUUUGUCCUUCUCCCAAACCUGAGGUGUCCUUAAAUGUGCCUGAAAGAGAACUUUCAAAUAUGUCUAACAUACAUUCCAGUUUUGCAGCAUCUCCAACUAGAUCUGUAAACAGCAAAUAUAUUUCAGCUGAUAUAAAUGUUAUCAAGAGUACUGUUCCAGUGGGCACUUUAAUGGACAGUCCUGUGCAUUUAGAGCCAUCUAAUCAGGUUGGUGUGAUCCAAAAUAAAUCAUGGGAGGUACCUGUUGAUAGUAGACUGGAAUCCUUAAGCACCAGUGACUUUAUCUGCCCAAAUUCUGGUACACCUGAUCAAGAUUCUUCUGUUCAAGGCUUUUGUAAUUCUGAAAACAAAAUAUUGAAAGAACAGAACACUGAUUUUUUAUCCCUGCACCAGACUGAACUGCCAGGAAACUCUUGUGCUCAGGAUCCAGUGUCCUUUCUGCCUUCACAACAACCUUGCUCUUUCCACAGCCAAUCACUUUCAGAUGCUGAAUCUAUUUCUAAACAUAUGUCUAUGUCAUAUGUUGCCAAUCAAGAGCCGAGUAUUUUGCAACAGAAAAACGCAGUUCAAAUUAUCAAUUCUGUUUUAGAUACUGACAAUGAAUCUACAAAAGAGGUGGAGAAUACUUUUGUCUUAACAGAUGUUCAAAAGACAGAUGCCUUUGUCCCAUUGUACUCUGAAAGCAGUGUUCAAGAAGCAGCACCAAAUUUUGAAAAGGCUAAUACUUUACCUGUAUUACCAUCAGAAAAAGACUUUAGUGGAAACGAUGCCUCUUCCCAGCUAAAUACACAUUAUGCGUUUGGCAAAUUAAUGUAUAAGUCUUCCAGUGGCCAUGAGGUUGAGAGUAGCACUUCUGAUAUUCAGGUUAUUUCACAUGAGAAAGAAAACAAACUGGAGAGUUUGGUCUUAACUCAUUUGAAUGAUAAGUGUGAUUCUGAUUUAUGUGAAAUGAGUGCCGCGAUCCCAAAAGGGAACCUAAAUGAACAAGAUAAUCCAAAACAUUGUCCUGAAGGUGAAAAGUGUUUGCUUUCCAUUGAAGAUGAAGAAUCACAACAAAGCACUUUAUCAAGUCUGGAAAACCAUUUGCAACAGUCCGCUCAACCAGAGAUGCAUAAAUAUGGUCAAUUAGGUAAAGUAGAAUUAGAAGAAAAUGCUGAAGAUGAUAAGACCGAAAACCAAAUCCCUCAAAGGAUAACUAGAAACAAAGCAAAUACAGUGGCAAAUCAAAGCAAACAGAUUCUUGCUAGCUGUACACUACUAUCAGAAAAAGACAGUGACUCUUCAUCUCCUAGAGGAAGAAUAAGAUUAACUGAAGAAGAUGAUCCUCAAAUUCACCACCCACGGAAAAGGAAAGUAUCCCGUGUACCUCAGCCUGUGCAAGUGAGUCCCUCUUUACUACAAGCGAAAGAGAAAACUCAGCAGUCUCUGGCAGCCAUCGUAGAUUCUCUGAAACUAGAUGAGAUUCAGCCAUACAGUUCAGAGCGAGCAAAUCCAUAUUUUGAAUACUUGCAUAUAAGGAAAAAAAUUGAAGAAAAGCGCAAAUUGUUGUGUAGUGUUAUUCCUCAAGCACCUCAGUAUUAUGAUGAAUAUGUGACAUUUAAUGGCUCAUACCUCCUGGAUGGAAACCCCUUAAGCAAGAUUUGCAUUCCCACAAUUACACCACCACCUUCACUGUCAGAUCCACUUAAAGAGCUUUUUCGGCAACAGGAAGUUGUAAGGAUGAAACUACGUUUGCAACACAGUAUUGAAAGGGAAAAACUUAUUGUAUCCAAUGAACAGGAAGUUCUGCGAGUUCAUUACAGAGCUGCAAGAACAUUGGCAAAUCAAACACUGCCAUUUAGCGCGUGCACUGUUUUACUGGAUGCAGAAGUAUACAGUGUCCCACUGGACGCUCAGUCUGAUGACAGUAAAACUUCUGUGAGGGAUCGCUUUAACGCAAGACAGUUCAUGUCUUGGUUGCAAGAUGUGGAUGAUAAAUUUGACAAAUUAAAGACCUGUCUUUUAAUGAGGCAACAACAUGAAGCUGCAGCUUUAAAUGCCGUCCAGAGAUUAGAAUGGCAGCUCAAACUCCAGGAACUUGAUCCUGCCACCUAUAAAUCUCUCAGCAUUUAUGAGAUCCAGGAGUUUUAUGUUCCCCUCGUUGAUGUUAAUGAUGAUUUUGAAUUGACUCCUAUAUAGCAACCGUCACUUCCGGGGGUAUCGUCUUAAACUGAUGCGGCUCAAGAGUCUUAAACUGUGGAACACUGCCUUUGAGAAAAAUACUGAUACUCUGCCUUUACGGUUGUUGAGUAAAGUUUGACUGAAGUUGGUUAUGUAGUAAACACUGUCAUUUUGUAAACAACGAAAAGAGAAUUAUUUUGGAUCCAAGAUCCAAACAGUUUCUAACUGAAAUCUAUUAUUUAUAUUGGUGAGAGGUAACUAUUGCCUUAGAGCAUGUUGGCCGACUGAGGGAGAUACUUUAAAAGUUGAGAAUCUGCUAACAGCACCGAAAGUUGUUAGCACUCCUAAGUAACAAGGUAACCACUAGUCUUCAAAUCUCUUUCAAGUUUUAUUAAAAUUUGUCCGUAAACUAAAAGGUUCGGUUCCUACCAAAUGGUUUCUAAUGUGGAAGAAAAACGUGGCACAAAAUUUCUUCAGUUUAUUAUAUCUGUAAAUUAACUGUACAGUUUUCUUUUCAAAAGUUUUAAUAUUGUCUUCCUUUUUAAUAACUUAUUUUAUACAUAUUGUGCAGAUGUAAAUCUUGUAAUUAAUGGUCAGAAUGUAUACAAAGGGAUUGGUAGUCAAAACAUGUACAAAGAAAUAAUUGUAAAACUGUAUUGUCUGAUGUUUUAUUGGACCAAAGUUGUAGUUUGUAUGGAGUGUAGUGGUAGUGUGUUCACGUAGCAAAACUCUUAAAUAAGGCAUGCAUGUGUUUGAGUUAGCUUGUUUUCAUCACCAUAACUGUAAAGGUUGUGACUUAGUUGUAUUGCAUGCUUCCUAUAAUUUAACUCUCUCCAUAAGCGAUGCCUAAAGUAGUGUAGGGUGUUUUCAUGCCAGUCUCCUGGGAUAGUACCUAUGACUCACUAUGUUGGACAUAUUAUUUAGAAUUAGUCAUACAAAGAAACAGCUCUUUUUUCAUCUCACGGUAGAACCUGUUCCCCUCUCCCAAAAUGCCUUUGAAUGAAAAUUCUGAAAUUGUAAAUGUCUAUUUUAAUACUCAAGUAUGAAAGAAUCUGUGAAUAUAUGUAAAUAUGUUUAAUAAAUUUUAUUGGUCAUGUUAAAUCAUUGUAAAACUUUUUUACAUUGCUUAAAUAUAAUGUUUUAAGCUUAAUAACCUUUGCACUUUUAAAAUAAAAACAGUACUCAAAUCAAAAAAAAGAGCUACUUGGUAGUCCAAAUAAAUACAAGAAACAGUCAUAUUCCAAUCAGUCUCUGCAGUGUUUAUGAAAAAUUGAUUAAUCUGUUGUAUUUUUUCCUUGUAUCAAGAUGCAAAACGUAAUUUUCAGAAUUUUAUAAUUAAAAUAAGAUUUGGUAUGCUGUUUUUAAUAAAAUAAUUAGCAAUAUACUUAGAAAAAAGUCCAGUUUCUCCUAUACAGUGAGGUAGAUUAAAUAUUCAGGAAUAUUUCAGAUCUGAAAUCUAAACUACUUAAACAUUUUUGAAAGGAAAAUUAGGUUAUAUGUAAAAGUGAACAUAAGUAUAUGGGAUAAAAUCUACAGAACUUCCCACAGUACUUUCUUGAAUUAUAAACUAAUACUGGAUGUUUUUUAUUCUGAUAGAGAAAAGUAAAAAGCAUAUAUAUGAGGAAUAAAGUGACUUAAACUCAGCAUGCAAGUUGGAAAUCCCAGCUAAUGGGAGAGAAUGUAAAAAUUGAAGUUUUUGAGUGCAAAGGUAUAUAUUAAGCUUAGGGGUUUUUGAAUUUUUACGUCAAUUUAUAUUUUAAUUCAUACUGUACUUGGCAUGCGCAAUAAAGCAGCACGUGUAAAAAGUACACAGUGCAAGGACUUUAUUAUAAAGGUUGGAUGUAGUGUUCUUUAGAAAUUUAGAUGAAAGAUUUGGGCCUUUUUUUAUUGGACAAAUGGGGCCAAGAAAGGCAGGGUAGAUUUUGAAGCACUGGUUUUGUUGAAGUUAAGUUUAUUAAGGCUGGGAACAUGAAAAGCUAAUUUAUAAAAGCAAUACUUUUUAAUAUGAAAAAAUUAAUGCAAAUUUUGUUUAUACUUUUGCCGAAAAAUAAAAAACCAGAUUAUUGAGCAUUGAAGUCAUAGAAAAUAUGAGAGGGAUAAAUGUAUACAGCAUUUUGUUCUGACGGUCCAACUGGAAAAGGGGGAGAAAAAUCACUGCUUGGCCAAACAGAACAAGCUGCAGAAGAGAAAAAGCAAGAAAGCAGGAAUCUGGCAUAUUUUAGUUGUCCCAGCUUUUUAAGUACUGACUCCAGUUCUUGCCCUCUUCAGUGGUGCCUCAAGUUGCUGGAGCCUCUCUGCCAUGAUUCUGCUUCUGCAGAUUUCCUUUGUAAAGUGACUCAAAGCUAAUCGGAUAGCUUAAAAGAAAAGCGAAUGUCUUCUUGGUGGGAAUCUAUACUUAAGUAGUUAAGAGCUUUGAUAUUAAAGAUUUUCUGAAGCUCUGAAAUGCUAGGAAAAAACUUGGAAUGGGGUAUAUAUACCUAAAAAGAUUUAGGAUUCUGAAAGAGAAAUAAAGGAUGGUUAGUUUAAUCAGUGAUUUUUUUUUUAACUAUUCAAAUAUCAUGAACAAGAUACUAAAUUGUACCUAAGGAUUUGUAUUUCUUUAAAUCUUGUUCUAAAUCAUAUCUGUUUAAUAAAUGACUAGUUGAUAUUUGUGCAUGUUAUUUAAUAAAGAGUUAUAUUUUUAUAGAAAAAAUAAGAGUGAAAUGUGUGCUAAAUGUUUUUUUACUUUCCACUUCCAUGUGACUCGAAGCCAAACAGCAGUGGUGACCUGGGCAGUAGCAAAAUUGCAGAAAUACUCAUCUUGGGGAAACAGCCUUGGAAGAAUAGUUCGUGUCUAUUCAGUAGUAAUGUCUCAAAAAUGAAUUUUAAAUGUUAGGUAUGCUGCAAACUUCAUAACCACAAAAAUUUCAAGCAAAGCCCCAGGAGGCUCAUUUUAAUUGAUUUAAGAAGUAUCCAUUUAUUCUAGAAAUUGAGUGCAGUGCUAAAUUUGUAUUCUUAGUUAUCCACAAAGUUAGCAAUAUUUUUUAUUCUAUCUCUGACACAAAACUCCAAAGUUUUUUAUAUAGAGGAAAUUGACUUCAAAACUCAUGAGGCAGUCUUAUCUUUCAGUAUUUUUAAAGAGAACAUUUUCAUGAUUUUUUUUAAAGUCCUCAAAUAUUUAAAGCAAAUAGAUUUUAAAAGUGAUAGUCAUCUUUGGAAAUGCUUGUAUGAAGUUUAACUGAUUGAAUAUCUUGUAACUCAUUUCCAUGGUUGCUCCUUGACACUAUAGUCUCCAUUGUACCUGGAAUGGAGUUACAACACCUCCACAGUAGUACUUAACCCAAAAUAUUUAGAGUCAGUAAAACCAAAGUUCAUAGGACAAACUGAGGCAAAUACAGUUUAAAUAAUUCCCUUAAAAUAGCGAGGAAACAAAAGUACCUAGAAUUGUAAGUAUUAGCAUAAAAACUGAAAAGUACAUCUAGAGAGACUGACUUUUUCCAGUGAUUAAAUGUUAAAUGCUACACGGUAUCUGCAUAUAAUGUAAAUUUUUUAUACACAUGCAUAUCUCCAGAAGAGAAAAUAACAUACAAGAUUAUUUACCUAAAGGUAAACACAGUCUUCGUUGCAAGAGGACUCAGUUUUAUUAGAUGGAUUAGUUGCACAGAAUGUAAGAUUAUUUAUGAAACACAUUUAACUCUAUUGAUGACUUUUUCAAUGCCUUUAGAAAAAAACUAUAUGCCAUAUCAAAAUCUCUGAGUAGACCUAGAAAAAAGGCUUUUAGGUGGCUACCUUUUCCUCCACUUGUGAAGAAAAUUCUGUUGUUAAUACACAGAGUUAGGCAUGUAUAGCAUAUGUUUACAGAUUAAAGAGCAUCCCUGUGUGCGCCCAUCACUUAGUUUAAGAGAUCAUUAUCAGUACGUUUCUUCUCAGUUUUUGUUUUUAAACUGACCUAAAUCCAGGUUACAAAACAAAACUAAAACCCAGAUCUUAAACAGGCAGUGUGUUGGGAUAAGUCCUGACAAAUGUAUACAUAUAUUAACUUUACCCAAAUUGCGAUUAUUUCCAGCUUCUUAACCAUCACCGCAGAAAGUUCCCCUGUGCCCCUUUUCAGUCAGUGGCUCCCUACCCCAGAAGCAAUCACUGUACUUCCCAUCACCAUAUAUUACUUACACCUGCUCUUGAACUUUUUAUAAAUGGAAUCAAACAGUAUAUAGUACUUUCUUGUGUCUGCCUUCUUUCAACAUAAGGUUUUGAAAUUCAUCCAUGUUGGAUAUGCCAGUAAUCUGUUCCAUUUUCUUAGUGAGUAGUAGUAUAUUGUACAAACUUGUUUAUUCAUUCUCUUGUUGGUAGACAUUUGGAUUGUUUCCAAUAUGGGGACUGUUGUGAAUAAAACUGUGAACAUGCAAA